AAAAAAACCCAACAGCAUGUUAACAAAUUCACUGAAGCAAUAAAGACCACAAAGUAAGCAAGGUUUUUUUCUUCCCUAAAAAUUAGAAGACCAAGCCUGAGAAGCAGAUUUGACCAGAAACCAUGGCAGACAUCUUCAUACUCAUGCUGUUCUUUGUCCUAAAUGGAGCUGAUGGUUCUCAUAUUGUUGGAGGCAGAGAUUCUGCUCCCCACUCGCGCCCCUACAUGGCCUCACUGCAAAUCCAAGGUCGCCCUAACUGCGGGGGUGUGCUGGUGAGAGAAGACUUUGUGCUCACAGCAGCACAUUGUGCGGUACCUCUCCAAUACACAGUUGUGGUUGGAGUUAAUUCCCUGUCAGGUAAUGAGGCUACAAAGCAGGAACUCACUGCGGUCAGAUCCUUUCCACAUCCCAACUACGAUGGACAUGCAAAUGAUAUCAUGCUCCUAAAGCUCAACAGCAAGGUCCAACUGACUGAAGCGGUGCAGCUGAUCGCUCUGAAAACUGGCAGGAUCAAUGUAGCCACUCAGUGCCUCACAGUUGGCUGGGGGGAUAUAGGGGAUAACAACACCUUAGCUAGGACGCUUCAGGAAGUCAACGUAACCACCCUGUCACAGCCGGUAUGUCGUCUCAGAUGGAGGGGGGUUCCCAUCACCAGGACAAUGAUUUGUGGCAUUGGGUCACAUUCCUUUCAAGGCUUCUGCUCGGGGGAUUCAGGUGGUCCUUUGGUGUGUGAUGGAGCUACAGCAGGCGUUGUCUCCUUCUCUGGCCGUAAAUGCGGAGACUCCAAGACCCCCGAUGUCUACACACGCAUAUCAUCCUUCAGGGAAUGGAUUAGGAGUGUGUUAAACAACAAUUAGGCAAAUUUGAUCAGCUGAUAAUGUGUUAGUGUGUUUGACUUGAUUGUAUACUUCAAGGCAAGGCUUUUAUUAAUAUACAAACAUGUGCUGUUAUUUUGUUUAACAUCUGUUUAACAAUGCAGUGCUGUGGCUGUUGAGAUGAAAUAGAUUAUUCUGCUCUUUU
Molecule: messenger RNA, 1020 nt
Organism: Lates calcarifer (barramundi perch)
Lineage: Eukaryota; Metazoa; Chordata; Actinopteri; Centropomidae
Product: mast cell protease 1A
Exons: 5
Coding region: 123-857 (244 amino acids)
Biological process (GO): proteolysis
Molecular function (GO): serine-type endopeptidase activity
Source: RefSeq, a predicted model, not a curated record